Lichtheimia ornata is the source of this 1134-nucleotide messenger RNA. RefSeq lists its product as uncharacterized. Gene Ontology annotation, biological process: phosphatidylethanolamine biosynthetic process. Bases 1 to 1134 code for a protein of 377 amino acids. The record is from RefSeq and is a predicted model, not a curated record. NCBI's taxonomy places the organism in Eukaryota, Fungi, Mucoromycota, Mucoromycetes, Mucorales, Lichtheimiaceae. Gene Ontology annotation, molecular function: ethanolamine-phosphate cytidylyltransferase activity. Gene Ontology annotation, cellular component: cytoplasm. The transcript has 8 exons.
AUGAAUACCCAUGCUGAUACACCCACCAAAAAGCCUGUCCGUGUUUGGGUCGAUGGCUGUUUUGACAUGAUGCACUAUGGACAUGCCAAUGCACUUAGACAAGCCAAAGCCAUGGGUGAUGUAUUAGUCGUGGGAGUGCACUCUGAUGCCGAAAUCAUGAAGAACAAGGGCCCUACAGUGAUGAAAGAGCAAGAAAGAUAUGAUGCUGUGGCUGCAUGCAAAUGGGUGGAUCAAGUAGUGCCUGAUGCUCCUUACAACACAACGGUGGAGAUUUUGAAGGAAUACAACAUUGAUUUUUGUGUCCAUGGUGAUGACAUUACGACGAUGGCAGAUGGCACCGAUUGUUAUCAAGCUGUCAAGGACGCUGGCCUUUAUCGUGAAUGCAAGCGUACUCAAGGUGUCUCUACCACUGAAUUGGUGGGCCGUAUGUUGCUCAUGACACGUGAUCAUCACAAGCGUGGCGAGUCAUCCAUUUCCAAUGUGAAUGCGCAAGACCUUGGUUCUUUCAGUCAGGGCACAGCAUCGGCUGAUAAACAACGCACCACCAUUUCUCAUUGUUUGCCUACAUCGAAGCGCAUUGUUCAAUUCUCGGAAGGACGUGAACCCAAAGAAACCGAUCGUGUCGUUUACGUCGAUGGCACAUUUGAUCUUUUCCAUAUUGGCCAUAUUGAAUUCCUCAAGCGAGCCAAGGCUUUGGGCGACUUUUUGAUUGUUGGUGUUCAUGAUGAUCAGACUGUCAAUGCCAUCAAAGGCUCCAAUUAUCCCUUGAUGAACUUGCAUGAACGUGCACUUAGUGUCCUUGCAUGCCGGUAUGUGGAUGAAGUCAUCAUCGGUGCUCCUUACAGCAUCACCGAAGCUGUGUUGACCAAGGAAUACAAGGUCCAUAUUGUCGCACAUGGCAACACACCCACUGAACCGGAUUUAGAUGGAAAGGACCCAUACCAGCUGGCCAAGGACAGGGGUCUUUAUACAGAGAUUGAGAAUCCCAAUUCGACGCUUACAACCCAAGGCAUCAUUGAACGUAUCAUUGAGAACCGUGUAAAAUACGAGGCACGACAAAAACGCAAGGGUGCCAAGUCUGCCAUUGAACAACAAAAGGAAUUAGAAGAGAAACAACAAAGACAAACUGCUUGA